Messenger RNA from Urocitellus parryii (Arctic ground squirrel), 2338 nucleotides. It is a transcript of the gene Sytl4, whose product is annotated as synaptotagmin like 4. Gene Ontology annotation, molecular function: neurexin family protein binding; small GTPase binding; phospholipid binding. Gene Ontology annotation, biological process: exocytosis; intracellular protein transport. Gene Ontology annotation, cellular component: plasma membrane; exocytic vesicle. The record is from RefSeq and is a predicted model, not a curated record. NCBI's taxonomy places the organism in Eukaryota, Metazoa, Chordata, Mammalia, Rodentia, Sciuridae.
UUGAAGAAAGAGGAGUACAAGAGAAAGUAGAAUACAUCAUGUCAGAGAUACUGGACCUCUCUUUUCUGUCUGAGGUGGAAAGGGAUUUGAUCCUUAAUGUUCUACAGCGAGAUGAGGAGCUUCGGAAAGCAGAUGAGAAAAGGAUUAGGCGACUGAAGAAUGAACUACUGGAAAUCAAAAGGAAAGGGGCCAAGAGGGGUAGCCAACACUAUAGUGAUCGGACCUGUGCCCGGUGCCAAGAGAGUCUGGGCCGUUUGACUCCCAAGACCAACACUUGUUGGGGUUGUAAUCACCUGGUGUGUCGGGACUGCCGCAUCCAGGAAAGCAAUGGUACCUGGAGGUGCAAGGUGUGCGCCAAAGAAAUAGAGCUGAAGAAAGCAACUGGAGACUGGUUUUAUGACCAGAAAGUGAACCGCUUUGCUUACCGCACAGGCAGUGAGAUAAUCAGGAUGUCCCUUCGGCGUAAACCUGCAGCAAAUAAAAGAGAGACAGUGGGACAUUCCCUCCUUCAUCAGACACAGAUGGGUGAUAUCUGGCCAGGAAGAAAGAUUAUUCAGGAGCAACAGCAGGAACCCAGCAUGCCAUUCGAAGUGCCAAAGCAGAAAAGUGGAAAGAGUGUGAUAGAGGCUGAGAGUGAGAGUUUGGAUAGCUACACAGCUGACUCAGACAGCACCUCCAGGAGAGACUCUCUGGAUAAAUCUGGCCUCUUUCCAGAAUGGAAGAAGAUGUCUUCCCCUAAAUCUCAAGUUGAAAAGGAAAUUCAUUCAGGGGGUCAAAGUGUGGUACCUGUUGAUGAGGGUGAAAUGAUAUUCAAGAAGAACACCAGAAAAAUCCUCAGGCCUUCAGAAUGCACUAAAUCUGUGAUAGAUCUGCGCCCAGAAGAUAUGGGGCAUGAAAGUGGCUCCUUGGGAGACAGAAGCAAAUCUGUCCCAGGCCUCAAUGUGGAUAUAGUAACAGAAGCAGAAGAAGAAGAAGACAUUGACCACCUGGUGAAGUUGCAUCGCCAGAAACUAGCCAGAAGCAGCAUGCAAAGUGGAUCCUCCAUGAGUACCAUUGGCAGCAUGAUGAGCAUCUAUAGUGAAGCUGGUGAUUUUGGGAACAUCUUUGUGACUGGCAAGAUUGCCUUUUCCCUUAAGUUUGAGCAGAAGACACAGACUCUGGUCAUCCAUGUGAAGGAGUGCCACCAGCUGGCCUAUGCUGAUGAAGCCAAGAAACGCUCUAACCCAUAUGUGAAGACUUACCUUCUACCUGAUAAAUCUCGCCAAGGGAAAAGAAAAACUAGCAUCAAACGGGAUACUGUCAAUCCACUGUAUGAUGAAAUCUUCAGGUAUGAGAUUCCAGAAUCUCUCCUGGCCCAAAGAACCUUGCAGUUUUCAGUUUGGCAUCAUGGUCGUUUUGGCAGAAACACUUUCCUUGGAGAGGCAGAGGUUCAGAUGGAUUCCUGGAAGCUUGAUAAGAAAAUGGAUCAUUGUCUCCCUUUACACGGAAAGAUCAGUGGUGAGUCUCCGACUGGUGUACCAUUAUACAAAGGAGAGUUGGUGGUUUCAUUGAAAUACAUCCCAGCCUCCAAACUCCCUGCUGGAGGCAACCAGAAAAAAAAUAAAGGUGGUGAAGGGGGAGAGCUCCAGGUAUGGAUCAAAGAAGCUAAGAAUCUGACAGCUGMCAAAUCAGGAGGGACUUCAGACAGCUUUGUCAAGGGAUACCUCCUUCCUACGAGGAACAAGGCCAGUAAGCGUAAAACUCCAGUGAUGAAGAAGACCCUGAAUCCCCACUACAACCAUACAUUUGUCUACAAUGGUGUGAGGCUGGAAGAUCUACAACACAUGUGCUUGGAACUUACUGUGUGGGACCGGGAGCCCCUGGCCAGCAAUGAUUUCCUGGGAGGGGUCAGACUAGGUGUUGGCACUGGGAUCAGUAAUGGGGAAGUGGUGGACUGGAUGGACUCGACUGGGGAAGAAGUGAGCCUGUGGCAGAAGAUGCGACAGUACCCAGGGUCUUGGGCUGAAGGGACUCUGCAACUCCGUUCUUCAAUGGCCAAGCAGAAGCUGGGUUUAUGAGUUCCUGUCAUAUUCUACAGGUCCAGCCCUGGCCAGGGCAAAUCAGAGGAAGUAACAAAACUAAGAGCAAAUAUUUCUAAUUUAAUAUGUGUGUAUGUUGGAUGUGUAUGUACAAGCACGUAUUUCUGCAAAUCUUAUGCUAGCUAGAGUGAUGCAGCCUUGUUUCCUUUUAAAAAGCAGGCUCAAGAAAAAGGGCCUCUUUGAAAUGUUUUUAUUUGUGCACGAUCUAGUAUAUUUCAGAGUCUAUUCUUUCUUUCAUCAUUAUGAGAUUUAAUUAACUU